This is a messenger RNA of Ilex paraguariensis (yerba mate), 3048 nucleotides long. NCBI's taxonomy places the organism in Eukaryota, Viridiplantae, Streptophyta, Magnoliopsida, Aquifoliales, Aquifoliaceae. The record is from the annotation of a GenBank genome assembly.
AUGGCUCUUGCUCUUGAGAGUUUGGUGCUGAUUUUCCCGCUCCUUCUGUCCCUCGACUUGUUUGUUCCCAAGUCCAUCUCAGCAAUAUCCAUUGUUGGAAAUGAAACUGAUAAGCUAGCAUUGCUUCAGUUUAAGUCCAAAAUAAGUGAUGACCCAAAUGGAGUGUUGGCGUCUUGGAACGAGUCCUCACCAUUCUGCCAGUGGGUGGGAGUCACAUGUGGUCUCAAACAUCAAAGAGUCAUCAGCUUGAACCUAUAUAAUCAAGAAUUGGUUGGAACAAUAUCGCCCCACAUCGGAAAUCUUUCUUUCCUCCGAUCCUUCAACUUGGGAAACAACUCCUUUUGUAGUGAAAUCCCACCAGAAAUUGGUCGCUUGCUCAGGCUGCACAACUUAAACCUAGGCAAUAAUCUUCUACAGGGUGAAAUUCCUGUCAAUCUGUCGGGUUGUUCCAAUCUAAUAAAUGUCACACUGGAUCACAACCAUCUCAUAGGUGGAGUUCCUUUUGAGCUUGGGUCUUUAUCAGAGCUUGCAGUGCUGUGUCUCGAAAACAACAAUCUUUCGGGAACCAUACCAGCUUCAAUUGGAAAUCUAUCCUCUCUCCAAAUAUUUUGGGCACACUACAACAAUUUUGGGGGAGAAAUUUCUGAUAAGUUUUCCCAAUUAAGGAGUUUGACAGAGUUUGCAAUUGCAGCGAACAAUUACAGUGGUGUGCUUCCUCCUGUUCUUUACAAUCUUUCAUCACUCAGAAUUGUUAGUCUGGGUGUAAAUAAUUUCCACGGUAUUGUCAGGCCUGACAUUGGCCUUGUGCUUCCAAAUCUCCAGAAGCUUUCUUUGCCACUGAGUCAAGUUAGUGGACCCAUUCCACCUUCAUUGUCAAAUGCUUCAGAACUUUAUUUUUUUGAUAUCGGUGAAAGCCGAUUCACUGGGAACGUACCAACAGGUUUUGGAAAUCUACAGAACUUACAAUGGCUCAACUUUUAUGGUAAUUUUCUUCAUGAUGACUUGGAAUUUGUCACGUCACUGGCAAAUUGCAGCAAACUCCAACUUUUGGAUAUGAGUUUCAACCAAUUCCAAGGUAUAUUGCCCAACUCUAUAAACAAUUUGUCAUCACAACUAACAUGGCUAACUUUUGGGGGCAACAAUAUUAGUGGAAGCUUUCCCUCAGAGAUAUCAAACCUCUUCAACUUGAAUGUCCUCGACAUGGAUAGUAACUUGUUAAAUGGUAGUGUUCCAUCUUCAAUUGGAAAGCUUUCAAACCUGCAUAGCCUAUAUCUGGAUCACAACCAAUUCAUAGGUGAGAUACCCUCUUCCCUUGGCAAUAUCACUGGAUUUUUGCAUCUAAAUUUGGGUUUAAACAACUUUGAAGGAAGCAUACCGUCUAGCUUGGGGAACUUAAAGUACCUCCUAGUCCUCGGGCUUCAUGGAAAUAAACUUAAUGGCACCAUCCCCCAACAACUCAUGAGUCUCUCAGCCUCUUUUAACAUAGACGUGUCUUUCAAUUCCUUGACUGGUUCCUUGCCUACAGAACUUGGUGAACUCAAAAAUAUUCUUUUCCUUGUAGUUUCAAACAACAAACUCUUUGGUGAGAUUCCUAGCACAAUAGGAAAUUUGAUUUCCUUGGAACAUCUUGAGAUGCAGGAAAACUUAUUCCAAGGAUCUAUUCCUCCAUUGAAUCAAUUAAUGGGUCUUCAAUAUCUAGAUCUUUCACACAAUAACUUAUCAGGCGGAGUUCCACAAUAUUUUGAGACUCUUUCCACCUUAAUAUAUCUGAAUUUGUCGUUUAACAAUCUUUCUGGUGAAGUACCUAGUAAAGGAAUUUUCAAAAAUGCAACUGCAGUUGGAGUACUUGGCAACACUAAGCUUUGUGGAGGGGCCCCAGAGCUACACUUACAAGCAUGCCCCCUUCAAAAACACAAAAAACGUACUAAUCCAAUGUUGACUUUAGAAAUUGCCCUUCCUUCUUCAUUUCUUGCUCUGGCAUUGAUUUUUCUUUCACUAUACCUGACAAGAAAAACGAAGAAAAAAUCUCUUUCCUCACCUUCUUUUGGACGAUUUCAUCCAAAAAUAUCCUACCAGGAACUCCUCAAUGCCACUGGUGGGUUUUCAUCAAGCAAUUUGAUUGGCUCAGGUAGUUUUGGAAUGGUAUAUAGUGGAACUUUAAGUCCAGAGGGAACGACUGUUGCAGUUAAGGUACUCAAACUCAGCCAACCUGGAGCUUCCAAGAGUUUCAUGGCUGAAUGUAGAGCGCUGAGCAACAUUCAACAUCGCAAUCUUGUCAGGAUCCUAACUGCUUGCUCCAGCAUUGAUUUUGAGUGCAAUGAUUUCAAAGCUCUGGUUUACGAGUUCAUGCCAAACGGGAGCUUGGAAAGAUGGCUGCAUCCAGAAGAUGGUCACAUACAAUUGAGAAACUUGGAUCUUCUCCAAAGAAUAAACAUUGCGAUAGAUGUGGCUUCCGCAUUGCAUUAUCUUCAUAAACAAUGUGAAACACCAGUCAUUCAUUGUGAUGUAAAGCCAAGCAAUGUCCUACUUGACAAUGACUUUACUGCUCACCUAAGUGAUUUUGGUUUGGCGAGGCUCCUUUCAAAAUCGGGCAUAGAUGCUGUUUCAAGUCAAUUUACCUCCGCCAGUGUCAAGGGAACCACUGGAUACGCAGCUCCAGAGUACGGGAUGGGUGCUCCGAUGUCAACUCAUGGAGAUGUAUAUAGUUAUGGGAUUCUGUUGUUGGAGAUAUUCACAGGAAAAAGACCAACUGACAAUUCAUUCAGUGAUGAUUUAAAUCUUCGUAAUUUUGUUAAGAUGGCAUUGCCGGAGUUGGCAACAGAGAUGAUGGACCAAUUUUUACUAACCGAAGGGAUGCAAGAAGCUCAAAGUAGCAUUGGAAGUUCCAGUAACCAUAGAAAUGAAUGCAUUGAAUGCUUGAUAUCUACACUAGAAAUUGGAAUUGCAUGUUCAGCAGAAUCCCCAAGCGACAGAAUUGACAUCAAAGACGUUGACAAUCGUCUACUUUCAAUUAGAGACAAAUUCAUUGGAUCAAGAAGGCAUGAUUAA